Messenger RNA from Pristis pectinata (smalltooth sawfish), 1026 nucleotides. Its product is annotated as gonadotropin-releasing hormone II receptor-like. Gene Ontology annotation, biological process: G protein-coupled receptor signaling pathway. The coding region runs from base 1 to 1026 and encodes 341 amino acids. Gene Ontology annotation, cellular component: membrane. The transcript is spliced from 3 exons. The record is from RefSeq and is a predicted model, not a curated record. Lineage: Eukaryota; Metazoa; Chordata; Chondrichthyes; Rhinopristiformes; Pristidae. Gene Ontology annotation, molecular function: gonadotropin-releasing hormone receptor activity; peptide binding.
AUGAAACUCAAGCAACUGUCCCUCGGCAACCGCAGCGUGGACAACAGCAGUCUGAUCGUCCUUGGUACCUCCAGCGCCGUGGACAGCGGCCAAGGCGGUGACGACGAGCUGCUGCUGCCCACCUUUUCAACAGCCUCCAAGGUCAGGGUGGUCAUUACCUUGGCCAUCAUCUUGAUCUCUUCUUACCUCAACCUGAGCGUGCUAUGGGGCGCUCUGAGGAGGAAGGGCAACGGGAGGUCCCAUAUCAGAACGCUGAUCGUCAACUUGUCCUGCGCCGACCUGAUGGUCACUUUCAUCGUGAUGCCACUGGACGCUUCCUGGAACAUCACCGUGCAGUGGCUGGCCGGCAGUCCGGCCUGCAAACUCCUCAUGUUCCUCAAACUCUUCUCCAUGUAUUCGUGCGCCUUCGUCACCGUGGUCAUUAGCCUCGAUCGCUACUGUGCUAUUCUACGGCCUCUGGGCAUCAGCAGAGCGAACGAAAGGAACCGCAUCUUGCUGAUCGGAGCCUGGCUUAUGAGUGGUGCGCUGGCCACGCCUCAGCUAUUCCUUUUCCAUACAGUUUCCAUUUCCGUACCAGCUCCAUUCACUCAAUGUGUGACUCAUGGUAGUUUCAAGGAACCUUGGCAGGAAAAGGUUUACUUUUUCUUCACCUUCCUUUGGCUCUUUCUUCUGCCACUUAUAAUCAUGGUGUUUUGUUAUGCAAGUAUAUUAAUUACUAUUACGAGGAAAAUGACAUUAAAUGGCGAUUUAUUCUUGAAAGAUGCAGAUUCAAGAUGUAGUAAGAACUACGUUCCCAAAGUGCGAAUGAAAGCUUUAAAGCUGUCUGUUGUUCUUGUGAGCACCUUCAUCAUUUGCUGGACCCCGUAUUACAUCCUGGGAUUUUGGUACAACUUUUUCCCUGCCAUGAUAAACAAGAAGGAGCUUCCUGAAUCAAUCAACCAUGCACUCUUUACUUUUGGGAUGCUGAACAGUUUUAUGGAUCCAGUGAUUAGUCGUAUUGGUUAUCUCAGGCUCAGCAACAGUUGA